UGCGCGUUAAGAGGUGCCGGUCCGGGCAAAGGAAGCAGGGAUGGGGGAGCAGAGAAGGGACUGGCGGGCGGUGGCCUUCUGGAGGCUGCUGUUGCUGCUGCUGGCGGUUGUGGCCCAGGCAGUGGCCCGGGCUCCGCGCCGCUACACCGCAGACUGGAAGAGCUUGGACUCGCGGCCAUUGCCGACAUGGUUCGAUGAGGCCAAGUUCGGGGUGUUCGUGCACUGGGGCGUGUACUCGGUCCCAGCUUGGGGCAGCGAAUGGUUCUGGUGGCACUGGCAGGGCGAGCGGCUGCCUCCCUACGUAAGCUUCAUGAAAAACAACUACCCGCCGGGAUUCAGCUACGCCGAUUUCGGACCACAAUUUACGGCGCGCUUCUUCCACCCGGACCAGUGGGCCGAACUCUUCCAAGCUGCCGGGGCCAAGUAUGUGGUCCUGACUACUAAGCAUCACGAAGGCUUCACAAACUGGCCAAGCCCUGUGUCUUGGAACUGGAACUCGAAGGAUGUAGGGCCCCAUCGAGAUUUGGUCGGUGAGUUGGGAGCAGCUGUGCGGAAAAGGAACAUACGCUAUGGCCUCUACCACUCGCUCUUGGAAUGGUUCCAUCCACUCUACCUACUUGAUAAGAAAAAUGGCUUUAAAACUCAGUACUUUGUUAAAGCAAAAACCAUGCCUGAGCUCUAUGACCUUGUUAACAGCUACAAGCCUGACCUGAUCUGGUCUGACGGGGAGUGGGAGUGUCCAGACACCUACUGGAACUCCACAGGUUUUCUUGCUUGGCUCUAUAACGAUAGCCCUGUCAAGGAUCAGGUAGUAGUGAAUGACCGCUGGGGUAAGAACUCCUCCUGUCAUCACGGAGGGUACUACAACUGUCAGGAUAAAUACACACCACACAGCCUGCCAGACCACAAGUGGGAGAUGUGCACCAGCGUGGACAGGGCAUCCUGGGGCUACCGAAGAGACAUGACCAUAUCUUCCGUUACCAGUGAAAAUGAAAUCAUUAAGGAAUUGGUUCAGACUGUCAGUUUGGGAGGCAACUAUCUUCUCAACAUUGGGCCAACUAAGGAUGGGCUGAUUGUUCCCAUCUUCCAAGAGAGGCUUCUUGCUGUUGGCAAGUGGCUGCAGAUCAACGGCGAGGCCAUCUAUGCCUCCAGACCCUGGAGGGUGCAGUCUGAAAAGAACCUGACAGCCGUGUGGUAUACCACUAAAGACUCAGCUGUUUAUGCUACUUUUCUGAACUGGCCGGAAAAGGGAAUUGUUAGUCUCAAAUCUCCCAAAACUACCUCAGCCACAAAGGUAAGGAGGCUCAACCUAAGCUUUAACUUGCCGUCUUUUGUUUUUAUUUUUCCAGUGCAGAGGAUAGACCCCAGGACGUAG
Molecule: messenger RNA, 1375 nt
Organism: Acomys russatus (golden spiny mouse)
Lineage: Eukaryota; Metazoa; Chordata; Mammalia; Rodentia; Muridae
Gene: Fuca1
Product: alpha-L-fucosidase 1
Exons: 7
Coding region: 41-1375 (444 amino acids)
Biological process (GO): fucose metabolic process; glycoside catabolic process
Cellular component (GO): lysosome
Molecular function (GO): alpha-L-fucosidase activity
Source: RefSeq, a predicted model, not a curated record